Messenger RNA from Melanotaenia boesemani (Boeseman's rainbowfish), 955 nucleotides. Its product is annotated as sentrin-specific protease 2-like. Lineage: Eukaryota; Metazoa; Chordata; Actinopteri; Atheriniformes; Melanotaeniidae. Gene Ontology annotation, molecular function: cysteine-type peptidase activity. The transcript has 8 exons. The record is from RefSeq and is a predicted model, not a curated record. Gene Ontology annotation, biological process: proteolysis. Bases 172 to 840 code for a protein of 222 amino acids.
UAUUGUUAAUGUCAACUUGCCCUUUAAGUUAUAUUUUCUCCAAAAAAAAACUUGAAUAUAUAUUUUGCAGAUGUUAAAGAUGCUUGGGCUGGACAGACCGCCCAUGUACUCCUUUCAAAAGUGGGGGCCUAUAAGCUCUUCUACUGGGACAUCAAACAGACAGGGCCCCACAUGGAGCUGGAAAGUGAGUCUAUUAAUGCCUUUUUGGCCAUUCUGGUGCGCAGCUACAACCACCAGAACAAGGAAAAGGCUGCAUCCAUCGAUUCCUAUGCCAUGAGCUCAAUGUGGACUGGAAAAACACCAAGACUUAAGAUCCAACCCAUGGAGUAUGAAGUGAUUAUGGGGAUUGUCAAUGAGCAUCACCACUGGACAUUAGUGGUGAUUUAUCCUAGAGAAAAAAAAUCUCUUUUCCUGGAUCCAUUGGGAGAAUCUAAAACUGACAUCAAGAAGUGCUUGGAGAUAACAAGGGGUUUCAUGAGAGCGAAAGGGAUCAGUGUGUCCAGGUGGUCUUGUGACACUGUUCCACAUCCCAAACAAGUCGAUGGGACCUCAUGUGGAGUGUUUGCUUUGACAUUUGCUGAGAAGAUUCUGAAAGGGGAGAGCAUUGAAUUUGAUACAAACACACAAGCUGUGAACAGUCUCAGAUUCACAAUUGCACUUACACUCCUUCAACAGACUGAUGACCUCACCGAUGUUUGCCAUCACUGUGGGGAAGAGGAACACGAGACAAAUGUGGACUGGAUACAGUGUGAUGAUUGUCUCCGAUGGUUCCACCAGGAGUGUGUGGGAAACCCACCAGUGGACGAGGCUUUUCACUGUCCCACUUGCGUUUCUAAAUAAAAAAAACAGCCUUGAAAAGACAUUGUUAUAGGUUGUGAAUGGAGAUUUUGCAUGAAAAACAGUGUAUUUGUGCUGACAUUAAAGUGUACAUAGACCAACUUAAAUGAUGAUUAGA